This is a messenger RNA of Suillus subalutaceus, 969 nucleotides long. RefSeq lists its product as uncharacterized. The record is from RefSeq and is a predicted model, not a curated record. Bases 195 to 911 code for a protein of 238 amino acids. The transcript is spliced from 15 exons. Lineage: Eukaryota; Fungi; Basidiomycota; Agaricomycetes; Boletales; Suillaceae.
UUUGACCUCUGUCCGCAUCUAUCUUACCUAUCUUGACGUUCUUCUAUAUCUUGAACCUUCUUCAGCUGCGCAUCAAGCCACCCGAUCAUUACAUAACCGCACGUAGUGUACUUGACGCGCGUCUCGACUCUCGUCGUCCAUACGUCAGCAUUUUCUCAUCAAUUGCUGAGACUGUUCCAGCGUGCAACCUCUAUAUGGAGUAUUCAUCUGACGAUAUCGCAGCAUCGAGGAGCUUGCAGAUCGCUAUGUACAUUUCCGCGUCGAUGGCUACACUCUGGGUCUAUGAUUAUGCAUGUUCAGUUGAUGAAGAGUGGACAUUUUUGCUUCGAUCUCACUGGAGCAAGGUAAAAGGCCUGUAUCUUUUUACGCGAUACCUCCCCUCUAUCCUUCUCACCGCGAAUCUAUAUUUGGGCGUUACCUCGAAUGAGAACCCAAGUAAAUGUUGGGUGUUGAGUGAUAUUGACUCAGGUCUUUGUAUAGUAUCAGUCAUGUGCUCCGAAUUUUUUUUCAUCCUCAGAACAUACACGCUCUGGAACAAGAAUAGAAUCUUGCUCGUAGCCAUGUUGUCCACCUUUUUCACUUUCAUCAUAGCAUCCUUCGGUGUUGAGUUCACCGCUAUCGUCCCCGCAGCAUAUGUGACUAGCGCGAUUCCUGGAAUCACAGGGUGCUACCACAGUUCAACCAGUUUCCAAUUCUUCAUACCAUUUCUUCUCCUUUCCGUGUUCCAACUGGGACUCGUGAUGCUCACGUUCGUACGCGCCGUACGGAGCUGGCGGAUGAACUCAAGCCAUUUGUACGUUGUCCUGGUGAAACAUAACGUAUUCUAUUAUUCAUGUGGCUUUUUUGUUGUCAGUGGUGAACAUAUUCACAUCGCUGCUCCUCCAGUACGCCUACCACACCCUGUUUUAUGAUUUCCAGGUCAUGAUCCUUGCAAUCCUCGCUACGCGCAUGCACCGCCAUCUCUGGCAG